Molecule: messenger RNA, 1682 nt
Organism: Chroicocephalus ridibundus (black-headed gull)
Lineage: Eukaryota; Metazoa; Chordata; Aves; Charadriiformes; Laridae
Gene: ADAT2
Product: adenosine deaminase tRNA specific 2
Exons: 6
Coding region: 2-535 (177 amino acids)
Biological process (GO): tRNA wobble adenosine to inosine editing
Cellular component (GO): nucleus; cytoplasm
Molecular function (GO): zinc ion binding; tRNA-specific adenosine-34 deaminase activity
Source: RefSeq, a predicted model, not a curated record
CAUGGCGGAGGAGGAGGAGGCGGCGGUGCUGGCCUGGAUGGACCAGGCCCUUGACGUGGCUAAAGAGGCUCUGGAGAACGGGGAGGUUCCCGUCGGUUGCCUGGUGGUGUACAACGGGGAGGUCAUCGGCAGGGGCAGGAACGAGGUCAACGAGACGAAGAACGCUACUCGACAUGCAGAAAUGGUAGCAAUUGAUCGGGUCCUUGACUGGUGCAAGCAACACAACAGAGAUUAUACAGAAGUGUUUCCACAAACAGUAUUGUACGUAACUGUAGAGCCUUGCAUCAUGUGUGCAGCUGCCGUGCGCUUGAUGAAAAUUCCACGGGUCAUAUAUGGUUGCCGAAAUGAGCGAUUUGGAGGCUGCGGCUCAGUUUUGAGCAUCUCAUCUGAUGAUAUGGUAGACACUGGAGAACCAUUUGAAUGUGUUUCUGGCUAUCGUGCCAAAGAAGCAGUGGAAAUGUUAAAAGCUUUCUACAGACAAGAAAAUCCCAAUGCACCAAAAUCCAAAGUACGGAAAAAGGACCAUCGAAAUUAGCGCUACACUGGUGGGGGACAGAAACUUACCAAAAAAUGAUACGUGAAGGUUUCAAGCAUCCUUCUUUUUUAAAAUGUACAGUCCAAUUAAACUAUGUCUAAUGUUCUGUACAGAGUUUUUACUAAUAGGAAACUACCUGUUCCUGCAUUUCUAUGUAUGUGAUUUCCUGUUAUCAUACAUGACCAAGCAGAAGAAUAAGUGGCUGUUUUUUAGAAAGAGGAAAAUUUAUGGCUCAAGUUCACUUGUUUACAGACAGAUGGAUCCAUUAAAAUGAUGCCAUUCUGGACAGCACAUUCUAGAAUAUUUUCUUUCUGUCUGUCUGUGGAGAAGCAUCUUGCUUUUCAAUAGUAAAUGUUUGCUUAGGCAAAUCCGAGUAAAUCUCUUGGAAAGUUACAUUUGUAAGACCUUCACAACCCUUGUGUGUAUAUUUAAUUAAAAAGCAUAAAAGGAAUUGUACAGUCCUUGAAGAUUUGAGAUAAGACCAUUGUAGUGGUUCUUCAUUGUUUUUUACACCCCCUCUCGCAUAAGCCAAAUUCUCAAACAUAACUCCUGAAAGUCACAUACAUAGGUAGACAGGUGUAUAUGCAGAAUCACGUCUCAGAUUGUGUGCGCUAUUGCUAAUAAGCGUAAGCAAGCAUCACCUGCCUGCGCAGUAUCCUGUCCGCUCCUCUUACGAAUGCUAGCAUAGGAAAUGUUUUAUUGUUAAGACUCCACUAAGAAGUCGAAGUUGUGCUCAGCUACUAAAUUAUAGUGAGUGAGAUGAGCAGAUACAUGUGAAAGCCAGAUGAUUAAAUUGGUAAUAGUACGAAGAAAAUAUCUUUGAGCUGUUUAUCUUUUCGUAAUGCUGGUUGGUUUUGUCAUUUCCACGCACUUUGCUUGCCCAUGCAGUAAUUUAUAAUCCAGAAGAGGGCCUUACAGUUCCACUAAUGAAUUAAGAAUACAAGUACAGUUCAAUCUUGAUUAUAUGCCUCUUAGAGGAUGCUUGUCUUAAGCAUGAAACUGUUUGUAGUUUAUUCGGCUGGUAUUCAGAAAUUUGAGAAAUGCCUUAACUUUUUUUUAAUGUAAACGAGUGAUUAGAAUUCUAUGACUAUAAAACCUCUUUUUUUAAAGAGCAUUAAAAGCAUUACUUUGUCACCAUUGCUCCUGA